This is a messenger RNA of Trichomonas vaginalis G3, 2412 nucleotides long. RefSeq names its product VPS9 domain family. The coding region runs from base 1 to 2412 and encodes 803 amino acids. NCBI's taxonomy places the organism in Eukaryota, Parabasalia, Trichomonadida, Trichomonadidae. The record is from RefSeq and is a predicted model, not a curated record. The transcript has a single exon.
AUGUAUUCAUCUUCUUCAGUUCAAGACAUGCCUGAUUUCCAAAGAGAAACCAAAGAAAUCAUGGCAUCAAUUAGACUGCAAGAAGAUGAAAUUAAAAGUAAUAGAAAAGAAUUAUUUGAAUCAAUUAAGAAAACUCAAGAAAUGAAGUGUAUUUAUUCAUUAAGUUCAGGAUAUUUCCUUCACAUUAAUGAUAACAUCCAACAAAUUGCUAAUCUUCCAUUUGUUCAGCCAGGAAAAUUCGUAGUAUACAAAAGGUUAAUUGAACUGACAAAUUUAGGCUCAUUACGAUCCGAAAUAACCCGAUUUUUAUCAGGUAUUUACAAAAAUAGUGACAAAUUACCUUUAAUUUUUGCGAAAUUACAAACAACAUCUAUUAAAAAUCCUGUUCCUUUUCUACCAAAGCAUACAGAACCAAAUCAUUUCUUAGCUUUCUCGACUCUACCAGCAUUAUUUGGUCAUUGUUGGACAUCUGAUUUAAGAUAUUCUUAUAUAAACUUUCUAAUCAAAAUAUGCGAAAAAAUUCCAUACGACAGUAUUCAACAUCAUUGGAUUCUUGAUUGUUUUAAGCAUUACAUUCAUUCCUCAGAUAUUCAGACUUUUUUGAGAGAAUCUAUUGGAGAUUAUCUCUUAGAUUUGAUACGAGAUACAACACUUGACUUAAUACAGCAAGCAGGACAAAAAGAACUAUACGAUCGAAUAAUUCCAGUUAUUGAAAAAAUAAUUUCAAAAAUGAAUGCAAAUAUCGAUUUAAUUCCCAUGGAUGUUCGUUUACUCAUUCGUAAAUUUGCCGAUUUGGCACUAGAUGAUGCUCAAUGGCUCAAAAGAGUUGAAGAUCUUUUUUGUAAAAGUAUUUUAGCGCCAGCAAUCAGUUUUCCUAAGGUUUAUGGGGUAAUUCUUCCAACCAUUAACCUAAAAGUUGCAAGUAAUGGAGUUGCAAGAGCAUUACAAAUUAUUGCCAGUCUUUUAUUGGUUAUUCUUCAUCCAGGACAAGCAGAAUUCCGCUAUCCAGGCUUAGAUGUCGAGAGACUAUCCCGUCUUCCAUUCGAAUCCUUCCUUCGCUCUAUGAUGAACUUUAAAUGCGAAUCACUUAGCGGAUUAACAUGUACAAGCCUUUUACCAUUACUCGGAAUGCAUAAUACUAGUUUUAUAUUCAAUGUCCAAGACGUUGCAAUGCUUGCACAUGUUCUAAAGAUUGUUUCGAAAGAAGAUCAAGAAAUUGCGAAACAAGUUUUGCCAUUAAUUUCAAAAAUACCAGUUGACCAGCCUCUAGACAUGACAUUCUUCAGAUAUGAUCUAUGGGAUGUCCAAAAUAUUGGUGUAGAAAGGCCAGACAUCAAAGUAAAUACUCUUGAAAGUGCAAAAAACAAAGAAUUACAAGCGAUUUCUAAGUCUAUCUUCAAUUUCUUGCCACAAUCACAAGAAAUACCUUUCUCUCCUCAUGAACUCUUCCCUUUCCUUAAGUUCCAUGCUGAACAUGCUGCUCUUGGCUUGAAUACUCAUGAAAUUUGUUAUAUAAACAAUGUAAUGCAUAAAAUGAAGGAAGUUCCCCACGAAAAAAGUGACGAAAUAAUCGUCGCGCUUGAAGAUGAAAUGCGAAGGCACAAAGCAUAUUCAAAUAGGAACUCCACAUUGUUAACACAGAUAGCUAUAUCACUUGCAGAAGUUAAUAGCUUAAAGGCAUCGUAUAUUGCGAAGAUUGAUGACCAAUUACCUUUUCUUCAUGAAAAAUUAUUCGAAUUAUUCCAUGAUAAUGAGAAUUCCGAAGAAAGGUUUAAGUCAAAAUUUGUUUCAAUAGUCAUAUGCCACUCAUCCUUUGUUGAUUUCUUCACAGAAGAGUUGGCAAAGUUGAAAACUUUCCUUGAUCCAAUUGCAUCUUUCGCGUUUAGUGGUGUUGCGAAACUAAUGCAUACAUAUAUGCUUCAGAAGAUUGGUGUAAAGAAGUUUAGUAGCUACCAUACACUAUACCAAGCAACAGAUGAACUGUUUGAAAGAUUAUCUGACAAAGAUCUUCUUGAUUUAUGUAUAACUGAGCAUACAGAUGAAAAUGUUAGCUAUUUUAUUAAGAACCAAGAGAGUUUUGUCUAUGCAACGAACAUUUUCUUCGAUGCAAAUUUUAUUGAAAUUCCAAUUGAAGCAAUAAAGUAUAUUAGGAAUGCAUUUGGCAUUAUUAGAAAGACUUAUGCUUUGUAUAAUGGAAAUCAACCAACAGAUUCCGAGAUUGAACCAAUAAUUUAUUAUUUAUUGCUCAAAUCUCAUGUUAGUAACAUUUUUACUUUUGUUAAAUAUCUUGAACAUUUCCUUGAUGGAUAUCCUUGCAAUACAGUCAUAACUUCUGAAGAAUAUGGUGCAUUGAAAUCUUUAGUUAAUUAUAUCACUUAUUUAGAUUCUAAAGUUUCCACAAAAUUGAUUUAA